Carassius carassius (crucian carp) is the source of this 3839-nucleotide messenger RNA. Its product is annotated as neurosecretory protein VGF-like. The transcript has 2 exons. NCBI's taxonomy places the organism in Eukaryota, Metazoa, Chordata, Actinopteri, Cypriniformes, Cyprinidae. The record is from RefSeq and is a predicted model, not a curated record. Gene Ontology annotation, molecular function: neuropeptide hormone activity. Bases 647 to 2587 code for a protein of 646 amino acids.
AAACAUGUAGGCUAUAAUAUGCGUUUGUGGUCGCUUUUUAACCCUGCACUGAGGAUUCAUGCGCAAACUGUUUCUUCUGUGAAUUUCAUGGUGUAAUUGCAUUUAUACGUUUUCUAGUGAGGCAAUGCACAUCGUGAUGAUGAUCGUUGGUGCCUUUGUGUUGCGCUGUCAGCAUGCAGCUGCAUCUGGAAGAGCUCGGUCUCGCUCUCCCCGGGUUGUCUAGCCCUCUCUACUCGGCGAAAAAAAGUACUAUUUCAUUCAUCCCGGUUCCUUCCAUUCAUCUGGGCACUGCAGCGUAGCGGAGACUAGAGGUUCGAUCAGCACGAAAAUUCUUAUCAAUGGAGAGGGUGACGUCAAUGAGCUAGAGUGACGUGCAGUCACGUGGGCGCAGUGGGGCCGAAAUAAAAACACGGAGAGCUGACCGUGGUACUGAAAAUAUCCCAUAGCGCCGUGGAGGAAAAGCCAACCAUACGGCUUUUACAAACGAAAACACUAUACAAACAAAACUGCAACAUUUAACCAAAUAAUUUAUUAUUGAAGCGGAUCCUUAUACCUAGAUAACUUAAAUACAAAGUUUGAAGAGGAGACAAUUGGUGCGUCGGACUGCCCACUGACAGGAUUCCCGAUUCAACACAUAUGUGCGGUCAUGAUCUGGUGCCAACAAACUUCAAAUGUCCCCUUCAUUUUCCUGUUCAUGUUAUUUAGCCUCACAUUCAAUCCUGCAACCUUCAGUCCAGUGCCCGCAGAUAGAAACACAGCAAGUGACAACUAUGCAGCAUCCUCCUCUGCUCAGCAACAGGCUCAAUAUACUGAACCAGCCGAGGAACAGGGCACGCUACAUGAAGAAAAUGAAGAUGAUGAUGAACUCUUCAAAGACGUGGAUCCUAGAACUCUAGCAGCGGUCCUUCUCGAGGCCCUCAACCAGCCCCAGAAGGAAAAGAUGAGUGAACGAGAAGAUAAGGGAAGAGAAGUGGAAAAGGAGAAGGAUCUUCAGGGUGCAACAAGAGACAGAGAUAGUCACAAAGAGCUGGAGCUGGUCAUGGCAGCUGCUGCAGCGCAAGGAAAAGACGAGAAAGAAAGAGAGGAGGAAGAGGAGAAAAAAAGGGCUGAGGAGGAGGAUCGGCUAACGGAAAAAGUGACGAGCCGCACCACCAGUCAGACACUACCAUUAAAUGAGCAGGUGGACCCACAGGAGGGGACCACAAAAGAGGAAUUGAUCAAGGAGAAGGAGAGGCAGGAGCCAGAGAGAGGAGAACUGGCGGAGGAGGAAGAGCAGCUGAGUCCAGAGGAAGUGAAGAAUUUGGAGACUAUGUUAGAGGAAUUCCAGAGCUACAGCACAGCCACUAAGAGAGAGCGUGACACGUCCACAGGCCAGAGGGAGAGCCGUGGGGAGUAUUUCGAUAACCUGGACCGGAUUGGCCUCAUGAACAAUGAGAUCAAACCUAAAGCUAAAGGCAAUGACCUAGCACUGUCCAAGAAGAAGCUAAAGUGGCAGCUUGAACAAGAAAAGAACAAAAUUCUGAAUACAGGCAAUUUCAUGGAUGACUUUACCAACAACCUUGCUGACCCAGAGGAAGAAGAGGAAGACCAAGAGGAGGAAGAGCAGCUGAGCCCUGAAGAAGAGGAAACUCUGGCCAAAGCAGAGCAAGAGGAGGUACGAAGACAAGCAGCAGAAGCACAAAGAGCCAAAGCGGAGGAAGAAAAGCUUGCAGAUAUUGCAUCCGACAUGCUCCUGAAAUAUAUCAUGAAACAGGACAAGAAAAAGUACCAAGACAACAAUGGUGCAGAAGAUAAGCGCUCUGAUGAAGAGGACACUGGUAAUGAUGAUGAUGACAUUGACCCACAGACUAUCGAUAAGCUGAUUGAGAUCUCCAGCAAGCUGCAUCUUCCUGCUGAUGAUGUGGUGGACAUCAUUAACGAUGUGGAGAAGAAGAAGAAAAAAGAUGCUCCUGAAAAUCUCCCAUGGCAACGUCCUCUCGUGCCGCCUCCAGCCCCCGUUGCACCUUCUACGCUGUUACGGAAAUCUCAUCCUUCAAAACCUCCUCAACCGAACACAAACCCAUUAAAAGUCUGGUUCAAAGAAAGGGCCUCGGUCAAGCCCAGCAAGCAAGACAUUUGGGCGAGGCAGCAGUGGCCCUUUCGUACUUACCCUUCCUACAAUUUCUAUCAAAAACCCUACCGGGGAUAUUACCCAAUCUAUGUCCCACCUACAAAACCAAGAUCCCGCUACUAUCCCAAGCCUUCUUUCUCCCUCAAUGACGUCUUGGGAAACUCACUGGACUAUGACUUUGAUUACUCCCCCAGACGGAAGUCUCAUCUCUGGGCACAGUCUCGCCAAAGACUCCAACCAGCCUUCCAGAGAAACCUCUACUUCCCUCACUCUCAGACUUUUAAAGCUGUACCUUUGCCUAAACCCCGGUCACCUCUGCGUCAUUGGCCGUCCUUCUAUUACCCAGCCCGAGCUCCUGUAGUCACCAGGGAGGAUGAUUACUAUAGUCCGCUGAGGCAGCCGCCACAGGACAGUGAAGAGAAGCUGGAGAACUUCAUUGAGAGGGUCUUUUUGAAACAUCCCAGGAUGUUUCAGUAAGCAGACUGGGGGAAAAACAGAUAGACGAGGUAAAUGAGGAGGAGGAGGAGAAAGCGAAAGGGAACAACUUAAAGACUGUUCAUAGCCAACCUAUCACGUUCUGGUUUCCUUUGCUGAAAAUAGGUUCCAUCAUACUCAUUUAUUUGCUUCAGACAGAACAUAUUUAGGACCUUCAUGUCCAUCUAACCACACCUUCUACCCCUCUCCCCCUGGAGAGACUGAAAGACCAGCAAAGCUACUGGAGCGGUGAGAGGAAAGGGUGCUUAAAUAUUUCAAAUUCCCAACACUGUAUAAAGGAGCAGAUACCUGAUAGCAUGAAACACCAUGUUAUCAUCCAGAUCAAAGACAUUCAAGAUGGAAUCUUAAAAGACUUGCCAGUAUUAUGGAAGCAACUCCAUUUACCAAGUACCUUGUUUUGUUUUAUAUAUUUUGGACAUUUCAAAUGACAGUGGUCAAUAUCAUUGAUCACAAUGUAGAAGGAUAGCAAAAAAUAUUCUAAUUGCACCUUUAAAGAAUGCAAACACGCAGAUUUAUUCAAACAGAGAACACAGUGCCAUAAUGGUGGAAAUAUACAUUUUGUUUAUUCCAUAUACCAAAUGUAUUAAGUCUUACUUGUACCUCAAAGUAUUCUGCUUGAGCAUUUACCAAUUGUGUGUUCACUUGUGAAACAAAGAGGACACACUCAAAGUCUUGUACAUAGAAUUAGUUUCUUAUCGCUGUCUGCAUUUAGAAUGCAUUUAUACCAUUGUUUUUAUGCAAAAAGAUAGAUAGUUGGUGCGAAGGACAUUCAUACAUUCCAACGAUUUCUAAGAAACAAAUUUAUUAUUUCAUAGAAGCCGUUUUGAAUACAACUUUUAAUUGCCUUAAGACACUCUCUUCCCCUUUUCAGAUGAGCAGCAUUUCUGUCACAGACUGGGUGAAAGGUUUGUUCUCAAGCUCAUAAACUGGAAAGCAGUGAUCAGCCUUUAAACAUGUUUUACAAAUAAAACAAAUAUAUAAAGAUAAAUAAAAACAUUUCAUGUUUGUGGUUUCAAAUGUGUCAAAUGUUAAUGGAUCUUUCAAGAGUAACCUUAACUGUACUUGACAGUUUCUAAAAAUCAAUCACUGGGCCAAUGAGAGCUCAGUCAAAAUAGCAUAGCCAUCUAUUAAAUUAAAUGAUUACCAUUCACAUGGGAAUUAAGUAAUCUAGAUCUACUCAAUAUCAGCGUUAUCAUUAGGCGAAAGUGUAAAUCAGUAAAAUCGUAUUUCCUGU